AUGCAGAAACUACUUCUUGAGUGUAUCUAUCCUAUCGGUGUAAUUAGUCUGCUAUGCCCCACAUUUGCUGGUGUAAGUCUGGGCAUGAGCAAAGCAUCAAUUGGUAUCUGUAAUUCAGCUAGUAUUAAGUCAGAUAUAAUACUGACUAUAAUACCAUCUGCAUUUAUUGGUGUGGGUGUGCUUUACUCUGUUUUACUUUUCUUCACCACUGCCCCACAAGGCACUCCAACAGAGUUUUCUAUUCCCAUGAAAUGGCUCGCAGCUUAUAUUGUCACUGGAAUGGGAAUGUUCUGGGGGUCAAUCAGUCUAGGAGAUAUUUCUGCAGUAGCCACUGUUACUGCUGCACAGCAGAAGAGAUUUAAGCCUUCUUUCUUCUUGUUGCUUGUUUUUGGUGAGUUGAUAGGCCUAUUCGGACUAAUAGUUGGAUUUAUACUGAGUGUUAGUAAUAGAGUGUGGGCAUAA
This is a messenger RNA of Nematocida parisii ERTm1, 462 nucleotides long. RefSeq lists its product as uncharacterized. The record is from RefSeq and is a predicted model, not a curated record. Gene Ontology annotation, biological process: proton transmembrane transport. Gene Ontology annotation, cellular component: proton-transporting V-type ATPase, V0 domain. The transcript has a single exon. Lineage: Eukaryota; Fungi; Microsporidia. Gene Ontology annotation, molecular function: proton-transporting ATPase activity, rotational mechanism. The coding region runs from base 1 to 462 and encodes 153 amino acids.